Molecule: messenger RNA, 2052 nt
Organism: Oikopleura dioica
Lineage: Eukaryota; Metazoa; Chordata; Appendicularia; Copelata; Oikopleuridae
Source: the annotation of a GenBank genome assembly
AUGCGAAGUCUGCCAGAAAACCAGCUUCAUCCUGCGCUAAAAUCGCUGCGCCACGAAGAAGCGCAUUUGAAAACGAAGCUUCAGAAGAUCGCUCCUUUUGCUUUUCCGUCCGUCAGUAAUACGGGCGUUCAGGUCCUCUGCGACAUUCUCGUAACAAAUGUCAUCAUUCCUGGAAUUAACUUGGCGACAGACAAAGAAAUGGGCUACAGAAUCGUGAUCGAAGCAAAUUCAUCGCUGCGCAAGAAAUUCCGAAAGGAACUCGUCAAACUCGGCCUGGACGAAAACGCGAAUGAAAUUCCGCCGAUUUGGAAAAGGCGAAAAUCGAACGCAAACAAGAUCAUUCUUUACGACUUUGGCAGCCGCGGUUUUGUCAAGACGGAAAAGUCCAUCUUCGUUUUGAGCGUCCGGCAGAUUUUGGAAGAUCAUCAAAUGUUUUACUCCUUCAAAUGCUGGCUGCAAAAGUACCAGGCAGUUUCCCUCCUCAAUUUUGUCCAUAAAUUCGAAGAUUUUAACCGCCGAUUUUUCGGACACGUCGAAUUCAGGGAAGAAGAGCUACAGUCAUUCCACAAAGAACUCAGCAACCUAAUGGAUGUGCAUUUUUCGAAAGGCCCGUGUUGCAUUCCCAUAUCUUCCAAAAUCAUCGAAGAUUUGAAAGCGAUCGUGUUUGGGAAGCAGCAGUCGCACGAAAACCUCAUCAAAGCGUCUCGCCCAUUAACACUUGCGUACAACACUACUUUGUACUUGCUGGAAGAGUAUUAUCUGCCGGACUUUUGCCAUGGAAUAUUUUUUAAUGACAGUAGCUUGGCCUGUGGACACGCUGCUUAUGAAGUUAUUGGGCCUCGUGAUGCUCAGCACGCAACGAGCAAAUCCAUUACCCGUUCUGCCUCGAACCUGAGCAACAGGAAAACCAACGCAAAGUAUCAAAACAGCAACCCGCAAAAACAAUCGAGCGAGGAAAUGAAUGGCUCCCAAUCCGACGCUUUCAGCUUCACCGAAUACUUCAGCAAGACCUCCGACGAUCUGCAAACUGUUCGAGUGACGAUUCCGCGAGUAGAGAGAGACGCAAAAGGAGAGUAUGCUUUCGUCGUUGCUGUUGAAAGUUCGAUAGAAGCUCUGGACUCGCAGCGGCAUUACCAGCUCCGCUACUACCCGGAAUUCUACGCGCUGGAAAGCAAGCUCAAGGAGUUUCAUGGCACUCUCGGCUGUUCUCUUCCAACUCGACGGCUGAUCCUCAGAACGGAAGAAUAUCACAUCAAUAUUCGCUCAGAGCUUGAAUCCUGGCUCCAGAAGAUCAUUACCCGUCCGGAAUUGCGCCAUUCUCGGCUGCUGCUUGAUUUUAUUCAAAAUAAUCAAAGUGAGAGCUUUGGUUCUGGCCUGAUCGAGAGCAGCAUAAACCUUAAUCGCGUGACGCAACCACUUGACAAACUAAUCUCCACGAAAAAGGCUCCUCGGCUUCUUGAAAGUUUCGCGAAUCGAGCAAAAAUGCACUCCGCUAUUCCCGAUGAAAAUUACGUCGGGCCCAAAAACGCGGCAAAAGUUUACGAAGAAAAGCAAGCAUCCUUUACUUACCUAUCUGAAUCCUCGUCCCUUUCCGUUUCUUCAACCUCUUCAUCCCUCUCUUUCCAGUUUAACUCCAGGGAGGAUAAUUCGCUCGCCUGUUCCUUGUUCUCGUUAUUUUCCGCUCAUUUCUUUCCGCAAAAAUUCUUCAAAAGUCUGAUUUCUUCAUUCCGCCAUGUUCUCAUUUUGCUCAUCAAAGCGUCCACUCCUUCCAAACCAGAAGCGAUUGAGAAAGAAACCGUCAAGCAAACAAUCGACUCAUUGCUCGAGGGAAUUUGCAGCAUCGGCCUUGAUACUCUCCAAGCCUCUAGCUCCAACACAGCUACAGUUACUCCCCCUCCCUCGCGACGAGACCAAGCAGUAGCUGCUUUGAAGUGGUGGCCGUUGAGCAAGUCGAUAAUGAAAAUUGCCGAAGCGCCACUUUUGCUCAAGCAAAUUUAUUUUAUUAUUAUUGACGAUGUUGUUUCCAUCCUGUUCCCUGAAAUUUCAAAGUAG